Harmonia axyridis is the source of this 1877-nucleotide messenger RNA. RefSeq names its product beclin 1-associated autophagy-related key regulator (gene Atg14). The record is from RefSeq and is a predicted model, not a curated record. NCBI's taxonomy places the organism in Eukaryota, Metazoa, Arthropoda, Insecta, Coleoptera, Coccinellidae. Gene Ontology annotation, cellular component: autophagosome; extrinsic component of phagophore assembly site membrane; extrinsic component of omegasome membrane. Bases 113 to 1603 code for a protein of 496 amino acids. The transcript is spliced from 9 exons. Gene Ontology annotation, biological process: cellular response to starvation; autophagosome assembly; mitophagy.
CCAGAAAAUCAAAUAUUGAAAUCUUUAUAUUUCUAAAUAAUCAUUUGUAAACUAUUUACGUCUAUUCCUGGUCAAUUUUAUUCAAAUCAAAUGUAUGCUGUCAUAAGCUUUUAUGUUUAUGUUGUCAAAAGUCAAUAUUACGUUGGUUUACAUUACAGCAAAUACAGGUUUUGUUAUGGCUGCCAGCAGUUCAGACGAAAGUGGCACUACACCAAGAGAUUUUCAUCUAUCUUCAUCCUUAGAGAGUGAAAGCAGAUUAGAUAUUCAAAAAUUUAAGUGUCCAUUAUGCUUCAUAGCCAGAAGAAAAUUUUACUGCAGAAAAUGUAUCGAAGAAGGUGAUUUUUACAUUUCUAAAGCACAACCAACUGACAAAAGUUACAGAGAACGUCAAAUAGAAUUCAAUGAAUUGUGCUUAAAGGACAACGAAAAGCAAGAUGCUUUCAAUGGAUUAUCAGAAGAUGUCAUGAAAGAAUAUGACUUGAAAUCUGAAUUGCGCACUUACAAAGAAAGGGUCAGAUCUUUGGAGAUAAUUCUGAAAGAAAAGAGAGAAUUAAUAAAUUACUAUAAAAAAGAACUGUCCAAUUUAAUAACUAAUAACAAGAAAAAAGCAGAUUUUCAAGAUAAAUGCGACACUAAGAUACAAGAAAUUGAAGAAUAUGUUGAAAAUGAAGAAGGAAAACUAUUGUGUAUAGUACAUGAUUUGCAACUGAAAAAAACUGAUGUUAAAAAAUUUAUUAGAACUCGAUCACGGGAGCUCUCUCAAUAUAUUUUUCCUAUAUUUAAAACACAACCAAGAGUAGAUUCAGAACAAACAGCAUCUGAAUUAGUUAUGGCCCUGGAGGAGGCUUCUCAGAGUUUAGAUCUACGAGGAAGUUGGGAAUAUACUGAAAACUGCAGUGAAAUGAACUUUGCAAUUGUAGCUCCAAGCUUGCCAGCAUCAGGGAAUUAUACUUGCUACAAUAUGUGGUUGGCAGAGGUGAAGGAGAGCAGUAGCUUACCAGGAAGUACAACAAAUACAGAACAUGAAAAUCAUGCUAACAGUAUCAGUGCUGCCCUUACAUAUACCACUCAAUUCGUUAAUAUAUUAGCUCAACAUAGAAAUGCUAUACUUCCUUUCAAGGUAUCGCCAAGCGAGUUUUGUGUCCGAUAUCUAACUGAACAACAGUUCAACACACGAGUAGCUAGACUGAAUGCCAACAUUUUCCACUUAUGUUACACUGGGAACGUUAAUUUAGAGAGGUUGAUUCCUGGUGGAACAAUACAUAAUCUGUUGCAAUUGCUGGAAACCUGCUCAGAAAAUGAACCUGAUGAGGAAGCAGAUAAGGAGGAAGAAUCUAUUGAUGUGGAAAAUAAUAAAGUUGAUAAUUUGGAAAAACCUAUUAUGACAGACUUACAAAAAGGGGAUGAUUCUGAUUCAGAGGAUGGUUUGAGUGGUUGGGAAGCUUUACCCAAUAUACAGUACCCAGAAGUACAAGCGGGGCCAGUCACUGUACAGACUAGUCAGGUGAUCAACAAUCAGCAGGCUAGCAGCAUGGCUGGCGGUUUAGUUAAUAGCGCUGCCGCCAGUAUCGCUUCCAUAUGGAAGGGUUUUACAGGAAGAUAGUGAUGUUUCCAUGAUUUAAUUUGAAGUUAUGUUUUAGUUUUUUGAGAGUAAGAUAAUACCAUUCAGUAAUCUCUUAAAAAUGGCAUCCAAGGGAAACGUGAAGAGCAUGGGACCGAUGACAAGGAAUGUGAAGCCUUCUUUUUUAAAUUACUUUGACUUGUGUUAUCUCUGACCAAUGGAGGAUAAAAUACUUCACCAAUCGAUAAUUAAUAUUAUUUUUCAACGAGUUCAUUUGUAUUAAGCAUUUUGCUUUCAAAUAAAUUUUUCAUAAUCA